GGACGAAGGGAUAGAUCAAAUCGAUAUGGGAAUCUUCACAUGCAGCAUGAAUACUUAGCCAGGCGUUGACCUGUCAUGGCGAAGCAACCACAGAGCACCUCGGAUGCAUUCCUCAGAGCCCCAGCCUCCGUUCAUCGGCCUUGCGAGUGAGAUCCACCCCCGCAACUCAAAAAGUGAGGCACAGUGGGAUCUCGGGAUGCAUGGAUGGCAGGGGUGUGGAUGGCAUCUCCUAUCUAGCAUCUCCCAUAAAAGGCUUCCUUUCACUGGCGAUUUCUUGACUCGCCAACUUGUCCACAGGCCCGAGAAAUGGGCUGAUUGCGAAUCACCAUCCGUCCCCUCCCUUGGCAGCGCGUUCUCGACCCGGCGCCCUGCACCUCCAGUCCUCCCAUUCCCAACGAGACAUUGUGCUACAGUGCCGGCUGCUGCUGUCUGGCCAGGUGCCACUCGAUCCCGCCUGAAUCGCACAAAAGCCUGGACUUGUCCGUCAUCGACAAUCAUCCAGUCAGUCUCCAGUCUUGCCUGCUCAGCAUCGCCUCCCCCAGCCGCUCAGCGUGACUCGCACAGGUCGGCACUGGAACGGUCACGAGAGCCAUUCACGGUGUCAAUCUGGCAAUCAUUAGUUCCCCCGAACCACAAUUCCAUCCCCCCUCCCUGCCCCCGGAUUCGCUGGCUCCCUUUCCGCCCCGGUCGUCUAGACUCCUCUUCCUCACCCUACUGUCCGUCCGUACCUUUAAGUCUGAAUCAGUCGUAAAUUACGGCCGGUGAGCGGCGAAAGGGGCAACUUCACACGCGACGCCCAAUCGCUCUCCAACUCCUUCACUGGACAAACCUACUCCUUGCAACUCUCGCCGAUCCAACAUCGUUACAC
Emericellopsis atlantica is the source of this 868-nucleotide messenger RNA. RefSeq lists its product as uncharacterized. Bases 104 to 751 code for a protein of 215 amino acids. The transcript has a single exon. NCBI's taxonomy places the organism in Eukaryota, Fungi, Ascomycota, Sordariomycetes, Hypocreales, Bionectriaceae. The record is from RefSeq and is a predicted model, not a curated record.